CAUUUGUUGACUCUCUGUGAAUGACUGAACCCCACACUUCCUGUCUUCACUACUGUCUGAAUUAUUAACGGUUUAUGGUCAUGCGUUUUGUUCAUGGGCUCUGGAUUUUAAAAAGAGAGUACCUAUUCAUCUAUUGGAGCUCUAGGCUUUUCACUGUGACCCGUGACUCAAAUGCCAUCCUGGUAGGAAAAGUCUCAACAACAAGUCACACACAUAGUCAGACUGCAGCUCUGACCUGCUCAGUGGUGUAAGAGAACAGAGAUGCUCACUACGGCUGCAGACCCUGGAGUUAGCUUUUCAUUUUCACAUAGUCCUAAGAGGAACUACUAUUGCCUGGAUUUUGCAAAUGGGACAAGUAUCUCGGUCUUCUAAUCAUGUGUAACUGGUUACCCAGAUUGAGUGGUUUGUGUUGAAAACCCCUCCUCUCUCACAUUUUGCUGUUUUCAGAAGGUCUGCGCACACUUUACCAGAUAGCCUGCUCAAACAACAUGGAGUCCUGGAGGGGCUGGUCUGGUGACUGGUGGCUCUGGAGGACAAUGUACUUGCAAUCUGCUACUAAGGCCAAAUUAUCCAUCUCUUUAGGUCCAGGGGUUCUCAACUUUCCUAAUCCUGCUACUCCUCAUGUUGUGGAGAACCCCAACUGUAAAAUUAUUUCCAUUGCUACUUCAUAACUGUGAUUUGCUACCGUUAUGAAUUGUAAUAUAAAUAUCUGUGAUUUUCAAUGGUCUUAGUUGUCCCCUGUGAGAGGCUCAUUUGACCCUCAAAGGGUCUCAACCUACGAACAUGUUUCUUCUUCUCCUGCCUCUGUGCCCCCAAAUUCCCUUUCCUCCCUGCCUAUACUCUUAGCUUUUCCCUAACCUGUUUAAGAGAGUCUCUAGCACACGUAUCUACUCUUACACACUCUGUGUUAAGAAUUCUCUGAUAUGCUGGAAUGCACAUUUCAAAAGCGAAACUUCUGCUUUUUGCUUUUUUUUUUUUUGAACAGUGCUGGGUUUUUGGGGGGCCUGGGGGGACAGAGCAUAGAGAUAUCAACAGUCACAGCAACCCUACCUGGACUCGCCAGAGGUUGCUCAGUGGUAUGUGGGUUCCGCUUUCUGUGGAGUACUUCUCAUAAUUUAAAAAUGCUUGAAGCUGCGGAAGAAAGCCCCGCCCUCUGCAUCAUUCAAAAGAAAACUCAGACACAGAGGCGGGCUCUUGGUCCUUGCAUGGAAACGCUCAUUAGCCUUUCAAAGUUAGAGGCAUAACUUUCUUUUUACUCCUUGGUACUUUUACUCUUGUGAUCUAGCCCACCAUUUAAGCCUGCAAGACUUAGUCACACACGCUAACAGCCAGCUCAGAGUAGAUAAUGAUUUUAGAUCAAAACUCUGUGCAGACCAAAAAAGCAUGGACUGAAAUGGGAGUUAUCAGGACCAAGCCAACUUCAGAUGCCUGAAUGAAAUAGCAAAAAUGGAUUCUCCUCUCUUCUGUGGGCUGCCUACGUGUUACAGUAUCAGUGUGCAUUUCCCACUGUGGACUUCCAGCUUGUUACAGAAUCAGUGUGCACUGGACACUCAAAUACAUGUGAGAUCUCUGCCUCUUAUUUUCAGCUACCCCCAAGUCUCCUAACCGAAGCACCUCCUCCCUGAUGAGGGUGAUCACUGGCUAUAAGCCUGGAGCUCCUAUACCCAGGGUCUGGGAAGCUGCUCUUUCCGGAAGGGUGGUAGAGACCCUGGGAACCAGACCAGCCGGGCUCACAAGUAUGAAGAGAAUGUCGGGAGAGGAAGUGGUGGCUCUGAGUCAGCAUGAGUCAUCUGGUUCCAGUGACAAUGAAGACUGAGAAUAACUGGGAGCUGAAACAGGAAGCCCCAUGACACAGUUGAUCGAAAAUGACACAGACACAGAAAAAUCAGGACGUGCCCCCAGCAGCACCCCUACCUGCUGCCUGCUGAUCGAAGCUGGGAGGCCCGUGAAGGGUUUCCACCAGGAAUGAACUCUACUCCAUACUCACGGGUGAUGGGCCUGCAAUCCUUGCUUUGGUGAUGUUCUUUUACAGCUGGUUUGUUUGUUUGUUUAAUUAAUUAGUUAGUCUACUAUUACUUUAUUUAUUGGCCCUCUUCCAUGUCGUGAUCUUUUCUUCAUUAAAAGCAAAACUAAAGAAAAUGAAAUUGUCUGUUACUUAGCAUUCAAAGACAUCAAUUUAAAGAGCUCUAAGCUUGAACUUCAGAGAACUUUCUCCAGAUUGUCAAGAUUAUCGUGAUUGCACGCAUGGCAUCUUUAAAAGUGUGUUGAGCUGGACUCUCAUCUCUCAGCCAUGUUGGUCCUAUGUUUUAUACCUUUCUAGAAGAUCUUUCGAGAUAAUCUCUCAAGAGUAGCUGUCGGCAGGUUGACGGUUUGAGAACAUUGGGAUCUGUGUGGAUGUGUCUUUCCAUCACAGCUGGUAACUUACCAGAGAUCACUUUCAACUUUGAGCUUCAGUUGGAAACCCCAACUUUCUCCCUUUUCCCCCCUCUCUACUUCCACACAAAUCACUGAUUUGUAGAUUCAAUCUAUAAUAGGUUCUUUGGGGUCUAUGUACACCAUGUUCUGUUGCCAAGACACCCCCUGCAUGUUUGGCCUACUUAUGAGUAGGCUUGACUCAAGAAGUGAAGAACAGGGAGUUACGUGUAUAUCAAGGACAUGUCAUUCAGAUGUCCUGAUUUCUCAAAUCCAUUCCUCAAUUCUGAGAUCCUGUGACUGGCACUUGAAUAUCCUCUGAAAUGGUUAAAUGGCCAGUCAUUCUUUCUGCAGAGUUCUCGUCACAUCCCCCAACUGUGAGCUGAACAAAUUUACCAUCCUGGGAAUAUAGCCAAAGAGCCUGUUUGUAGUCCCCUUCCCAGAGUCUAUUGGUUUUCACUUCUGAGCUUAGCAGAAUCCAAGAAUAACUCAGUGGCCGUGUUCACUACUUUAUAUUUCUCAGCAUCAGUUUGCUAAUUGGUCAUGGGGGUCGUCACAGAGGCUCUGGGUGAAUGACCCAUGGACACUGUCCAGCCCUCUCUCAAAUGUGCAGACUCUGGGAAGCCCUCCUGAACACCGAGUCCUGAGACACCCUCAUCCCUGCCAUUUUGUCUCUCUCAUGUUCUGCAUUGGGAUUAACUAGCAUUAGAAGUGACGGUCAUUGUUUAUUUAUUGUCUGUGGGUCUCAUCCCGCCCCCUCAACAGUUUCCUCUUUAUGGAGGCAAACGUGCUGUCUCAUCGCCAAGUCUGUCCACAGCAUCUGGCACUCUACAGCAGACAUGUUGCCUAGGUCUGUCAUCUCCUAGCUUCUCAGUAACAGGCAUGCAUGUACUGUAACGGUACAGUGAGGAUAAGCCUCCCUCUCUGCAGCUCGAUGCUGGAGCAGGAGGGUGAGGAUCAGUAAGAGGGGUGGAUCACAAGCCCUCCCCUGCCUCAGAGCCUCAUGCUCAUCAGAACCAACUUUCUUUUUUUUUUUUUUUUUGGGGGGGUUCUUUUUUUCGGAGCUGGGGACCGAACCCAGGGCCUUGCGCUUCCUAGGUAAGCGCUCUACCACUGAGCUAAAUCCCCAGCCCCAGAACCAACUUUCUCCUUGACAAGCUUGUCAAGUCCAAGUUUGUUUGACUCUUCCUGGAAGAUCAAAACCACUGAGUCGUGGAAGAAACGAGUCUCCAGCAAGACCUUUCCUCAGAAGAAUGCCCUGGGGCUGAUUUUCCUUCGCUAGUUCCAUCUGUCUGGUCUCUAGCAAAGAGGAAGCAAUGUGGAGGGGGCCACACAGGGAGCAGAGAUGAAGUCCCAAAGGGUGACAAAGAGCUUAGACACAAACAGGUUUGUGUGUGUGCCCUGCAGAGGCUUCCAGUCCUCUCUAGGUAUACCCUAUCCUGGCAUAAGCAGCCACCAGCAGCAGCAAGCAUGUGUCUUCCAGAUAGCCUUCCCUGUCCUUUGUUCUCAAACAGAACACAGCCUCCAGCUCAUUGCCUCUCAUCUACUCUGUAGGGUGUUUAUGGUAACAGCAGCAACAACAACAAAGACAGUACCAGUCUUCAGGAAGGCCAGAAACAACCCACACAGCAUUCACUGAAUAAGUCCCUCAUAAGGAUGAUUUUUAAAAAGUGAAAGAGAAUUGGCCAUAGAAUUUCAGAUGCCAUUGAGGCAAAAUUCUGACCCUGACCAGGGAGUGUAAUUAUUCACAAAUUAUAUAUAAAAACAACAACAACCCCCCCAAAAAAAAAAAGACUUGAAACAUCCAGGACUCACUCAGACCUAAAACAUCAGAUUUUGGAAGUAGAAAACAUGAGAAAGAAACUCUGGUAUUUUGAUUUUUUUAAAUUGUUUUGUGAAUGUAAGUUGUUUGCCUUCAUGCAUGUCUGUAUACUGUGUGUGUGCCUGGUGUCCAACGAGAUCAGAGAGGAUGUGAAACCAGAGUUACAGACAGUUGUGACCCACCAUGUGUGUGCUGGGAAUUGAACCUGGGUCUUCUGGAAGAACAACAAGUGCUCUGGCCACUGAGCCAACGCUCUGCCCUCCACACACAUUUUUAACAUUUAGCCAGGGCUCAGCAGCACUGGUCCAGGACUACUUUCUCUGUUACGGUUUCCUUCAGUCAAUGUGGCUAUUGGACAUUUAAUACAACUGAGGAUUUUUUAUUCCUUUUGAUUUUUAAUUCUUUUAACCUAGGUGUCUCCUGUGGCUGCAGUUUUUAUAUUAAACAAUGCAGAAGAAAAAAUACACACAAACACAUAUACACACACAUUAUAUAUAUAAAUACAUAUACAUACACACACAUAUACACACACAUUUUAUAUAUAAAUACAUAUACAUACACACAUAUACACACAUUUUAUAUAUAUAAGUACACAUAUACACAUACUAUUUAUACAUAUACAUAUACACACAUACACAUUACACACACACACACACACACACACACACACACACACACACACACACACACACGCACCAUGAGAAGGCAAUUUCAUGAGAUGAACAGGAGCUAACCUGGUACAUAGGAGUAGUGAGUUCUCUUAACUACAAGGGAAACUCUGCCAGUCACACAAGGCGUUUGAGCUAGCUCUCUCUGACUGUUAACUUUGCAAAGGACUGCCCUCCUGCCUACCAAGAAUUGUGACAAUUCUUGCAUCUGUGUCUUUGGAGACCUAGCCGUAGAGAGGGAGCCUUCUGAACCCCCAUGUGCCACUACGAGGACUUACAGCUUUUGAAAUAGACUUAGGUGGGGUAGGAAGACCAUCUUCACUAAUCGGAUCUGACGCCUUCUUCUGGCCUCUGCAGGCACCGUACUUGACUUACCCACAUACAUUCAUGCAGCAAAACACACUUAUACACAGCGAUUUUAAUUUAUUUAAUUUUAAAAAAUGGACUCAGGAAGGGGGCUGAGCCAGCUCUACCAGUGUGGGGUGAGAGGUGAAGAGACAGAAGCCGAAGCUGAAUCAUUUUCUUCUUAUCACUGAGACUGUCAGAUUUCUUUCUUUCUCUCUUUUUUAAGUUGGAGGGAAAGCACCUCAGACAGAGAAUAAUACUAUUUUGAAUUUCAGAGCUUUCCCUUUCUGAGCACUUUAUCAUCUUGGGUUUAUUUUGCUCUCACACCGAGGCCCUUGGAUCGGCAGGGGAGGGAUUGAGAACUGCUGCUCCCUGCUCAGACGGAUGUCCCUGAAGAGUUUUAAGGAAAGGAUUAAAAAGUGAAGGUUCAGGUUUUCACAUCCUUGGCCACACUCAAAUGCUCAGCGUCAUAACUGAGAGAAGAUGUGCAGAAGUUUGUUUGUUUUUUUUUUUUUAAAGCCCCUUCAGUAGGUUGUGUAACCAGCCUACUUGGCUGUGCUGUGGUUCACCUUGGUCUUCUCACCCUUAGCUCUUGAACCUUGGGAUGUUUCUUCCUUGAGUGAUCUGCAAAUUUAAUAAAUGUGACUUCUGUGUCUCCUUGCGAGCUAUUUUUUAAAGAGAUAGGUGGGUUAAAACACAGGCAAGAGUGAUACUGUCCUCAGUGAAGAGCGUGCCUCUUGAAGACAUCCUGGGGUCCAACCUCAGGCUAAUAAUGCUCUCUCCAUUCAACCUCCUACUGGAUAGAAGAUCAGUCAUUCCAGAUCACACUUGACCAUGGAAGGGAACACUGACUAAUCUGAGGUAUUCUAAGUGGCCUGGCCAACAGGUCAGUAGGAGGGCCCGGAGGCCGUGAGUUUUCUGGGUGAUUGUGAGUCCUAGACUCACUGUCAUUGAACCCACCUUGAACUAUACAUAGAUAGGCUAGGAGGAGAGGUUUUCAAAUGCUUUACUGAAAGUAAGACAUGCUGUCUGGGGCAUUCCCCGAAUCGCCUGUGCUGGUGAAGCUCGUCAAAACAGGAAAUGAGGUUAGCAUGGAAUGACUUUCUCUCAGAGAACUUAUGCUGCCUCCCAGAGACCACCACGUUCUUCCCAAAAGCUCGUGGUCCGGUUUUAUACCUUGCCAAGUUUUUCCUUGACACGAGCAAGCAUCUGGUUUUCUGCAGGCUUUCGGAACUGGUUGCUUCGGGAAACGUUUGUUCCCAGCCUGUGGACCCCUUUCCCUCACUCUCAUAUCAGCAUCUCUGAAGUGUUUGCAGGUUGGCGUGAAGCUAGAUCUGCAUACAUGCCAACCACAGCAAGACUGUGGUUAAGCCAAGGACUCUGCACACUUCUGAGGUGGGAGGCUUCACAGGUGCCAUGGGCUGUAGGCAGCUCCUUCCAAAGCAGAGCUCUUUGAUCCCAUGUCACAAAGAUGCCAGGAAGAGAAAGCAACCCAGGGACAUGGAGCCCUCCAUGGGAAGAAUAUCUUUUCCUCAGUCAGAGGGGCAUUUAAAGGCAGAUGGAACUAGGCUGGUCCCUUUCAAGUGAAGCACACUGAGUUCUUUGAUGAAGUUGUCAAGAGUGAUGAAGGUCUCACAGACUUUGCAGGAUCUUUUUGGUUAUCUUUGCUGAGGCCUUCUGGCAAAGGGCUCUAGUUGAACUCUCUAGACACACGUAUCUUUUUCCUAAUACUAAAGUACUUUUGAGGUCAAUUUGCCUUUAUGUAGUUGAGGGAAAGUGUGCUCUUGACUCACAAUGACUAAGUUAGACUGUAGUCUCCAAAUACUAGACUUGGUGUCCACCCACCCACUCUCUGGGGUUCUCCCUUCUGUAAACAUGGGCAUAUUUUGUUGCAUGUUCACACACACACACACACACACACACACACACACACACACACACACACUCUUGACUUAACAGGAUCUCAAAAGACAGCCUGAAUUCAAGGCUGGAACACCAUUUUUCUUCCGGCCAAGUCAAGCUCAGAGGCCCUAUGCGUAUGUUUCAGUGUGAGUGUCUGAGCAAGGUUUAUAAACAGUCUCUUCUCUAAUAAUCAACCUGACUAUCCAGACUCCAGUUAGUUCUUUUCUGGUGGCUUCCGGCACUAUUUCAGAGUCUCUGGAGGCAGCAUAAUUACUUUUGUUUAAGUUAAGGAAACUGUGUUUUAGCAAGAAUCAGUUUACCUCCUAUAACAAGAUGACUUAUCUGGGCUCACUUUAGCUGUCACCAUGCAUUCAACCUUUCAAAAGGCCUGUGCAUGGUCAAUGACAUCAAGGCAUAACUGAAGGGUCAAUGACAUGUGCAGUCCUAGGGUCAGCUUGAUGCAACCUUCUGUCUGAGUCAAAUGGUAAAGACGCCAGCAUUGACCACUGGCACCAGAAUCAACCACUUCCACAGGAUCCCAGGGGACUUGGAGAGUGAAGGCCAGACUGUCAGCACUGAGUCAGUUCAUGGAGAGCGUCUUAGCCUGGUUCUGCCGUGUUCCAGGCUGAGCAGUGGAGCAGGCUGUCAGACAGAGGCUUCUGGGCCCCAGGCAGGCCUCUUCCCUCUCAGCUAGGGUGGGGGAAAACUUUGAGAUUCAGUGAUAACACAGAGAUGGGAUGGUCUGGUAAACUACAAAAAGUCUUCCACACAAGUCAUUGCUGGUGUUUGAGGAGGGAAAGAGAAAGAAAAGCAAAUUAUCAAAAAUAGUCAUUGAUCUGCAACAUUCCUCCACACCGAUCACUAACCUACCACUUUGGUCUUCUGGGCCUUUAUAGAUGUCCACGGUUCCCACGCUGAAGGCUGCCUAUUCCUGCUGACUAGAAACCAGCAUUCCCCAGCUGGUCACUGCACAGUCGCACGUGCUCGGUCAUGCACUCACAGUUACACAUGGGCAGAGAUGUCCUGGUCUGAGUAGGGCUGUCCUAGGCUGGCUCAUGGUUCCUUAAAUCUUGUUUCUUAUUUUAUCUACAGGUUACUUUACAAACAGUAGCCCCCUCACAUCCCUUUGUCCCUUUAAGAAAGAAGUAGGUCACCUGGCACCUUUAACUGCCUCCUGCAGGGUUGCCUCAGCAGAAGCAAAGCCAACUUUGAGUCAUGACAAUGAGUGUGCACACCUAAGUAUGUGUCUGUGUUGGUGGGGAGAUAUGGUCAUAUGAGUAUCGUGCAUAUAUAUAUAUAUAUAUGAGAAAUAAGUUGUGGUACAUAUGACAAUGUGAACUGUGUGUCUGGUCCUUGAGUGUCUGUGGAAUGGAAGUCUAUGGUGCGAGUGUGAGUAUGUUCUACAUGUCUGGGGACAUGUGUAUACCUGGGUAUAUUUGUACACCCAUGCCUGUGUGUGGGGGUAGGGGGGUCCAUGGGUGGAUGUGAAUGUAGAAUCUGUGGUACAUGUAUAUAGGUGAAUGUGUGCCUACAUGUGUGACACGUGUAUAAUGUGGGUGUAGGUAUGUGAAGUUCAUAUGUGUGGUAUCUGUGCAAGGUAUCUAAGUGGGCAUGGAUUCUGUGGUACAUGGUGUCUAUAGUAGAAAUGUAAGUGUCUGGUGGAUGUGUGUAUUAGUUGUGUGUAUGUGGCAAGAGCUGUGAGCAUGUGUGAUGUAUGUAUGUAUGUGUGAUGGGUGUGUGCAGUAGCUGUGUGCAUGUGUGACAGGUACAUGCAUGUGUGAUGGAUGUGUGCAGUAGUGGUGCAGGAUCCUUGCUUUGCAAAUCCACAAACUAGAGAAGACACUGCCUACCAACCACAUUAGCUCCAUUAGAGGAGCUCUGUGUCUAUGUAUUAAAGUUCUGAACAAAAUGCUUGGCAUCAAGGCUCCCCAUGCUGACCACCAUUUACUUUAACUCACCAAAUUGUUUAUGUUGAAAACAAUAAGUACAAGUGGUAGGCACAUGUCACCAGUAAGAUAUCCUCUCUGAAUCCUAAGGACCUUAACUAUGAUCUAUGAACAUCACAAGAAGGAAGGAAGAAAAGGGGACCACAUCUCAGGAAAAAAAGAAAAAUGGUGUCCUGGGGUGAGGCCUGGCCAAGGCAGGGAUGAGGACGGCUCCUGCUCUGCAGAGCCAUUUACUUUAAUGUAAAUAUUUUGAAGUCUUUCUUUUCCUGAACCUUCAACCUUGCUGGUAAAUAGGGCACAUACAGUAAAUGGAUUGUUUUCUGAGAAAUAACUCUUGAGGAAAUAGAAAGGGAAAAAAGAUUUUUUUAAAAAUGAGCUACUUGUCAGUCUCCUCAUGUUUGGACCCCUUAGUAUUCUUUACAACUCUGCUUUCAGAGGGGUCACCAAAACCAAAAAGGCUAAUUUUAGUUAAUGGAAAUCAAAAUGAUUAAAAUGUGUACGUGUACCCAUUCAAAGAUAGCAAAAAUUACAGCAAAGUGUGUGGAGCUCUUAUCUGGAGAAGGUCUCUGAGACAAUAAAAACAUAACAAUACACAGACAAAAAUUUUUAAAAAAUAUCCAAGUUUCAGUUGUGUCCCUUUGCACAAAAAGAGUAGGAAGAAAUGAGUUGUGUUGGGCUGUAGGAGCAGUGUUGGGCUGUAGGAGCAGUGUUGGGCUGCAGGAGCAGUGUUAGGCUGUAGGAGCAGUGUUGGGCUGUGGGAGCAGUGUUGGGCUGUAGGAGCAGUGUUGGGGCUGUAGGAGCAGUGUGGGGCUGUAGGAGCAGUGUGGGGCUGUAGGAGCAGUGUUAGGCUGUAGGAGCAGUGUUGGGGCUGUAGGAGCAGUGUUGGGCUGUAGGAGCAGUGUUGGGCUGUGGGAGCAGUGUUGGGGUAUAGGAGCAGUGUUGGGCUGUAGGAGCAGUGUUAGGCUGUAGUAGCAGUGUUGGGGCUGUAGGAGAAGUGUUGGGGUGUAGGAGCAGUGUUGGGCUGUAGGAGCAGUGUUGGUUCUGCUCAGAUCCUUGGUGUGGGGCUUUAAUCCUACUGUAAAUUCUGAGGUUAUGACAGAGGAGGAGCAGAUGGUAAGGCCCAUGUUUAGUGUCAAAGGCAUGAUCCUCCUCUGUAGGCAGAGGCUGGAGGUGACUCUGCUGUGCUGAGCUGCAGUGUUAGACUGAUUUGUGUGAACAGCUUGAUUAGUCCUCAAACUCGAUUCUCCUGACAGCUUCUCCUGAGCAGGCCUUUUUCACCUUUCCCCGACAGUUUCACUGUUUCCUGAAUAUCCAGUUGUUGAUUUUCCAGAUUCAUGGAGGUGCUGUCAAAAUUCAAGAUCCCUAAUGUGCUUUGCAGUGGUUGAUGAGGGAAAGGGUUGCUUCAUAAGCCAAGUCAUGGUGAAGCUCUUCUCCUCACUGUAGCAGUCAGCAAGAGCAAUAGGAGCCUCUGGGCCCCACUCUCUCCUCGCCAGGUCAGCUUUGCCACACCCCAUAAUACCUGUGCCCAUUCAGCUACUUCUGGCAGAGUUUGUUUUCAAGAAAUAUUCCUGUUGGAAGGUAAACUGAGGGUAGCGUGAAUACACCUUUCAAGUCUUUGAAGGAAGCAGAAGACGAGAUGAGUCACCCCACCUUGCUUAAAGAUGGAUUGAAUUAAACCACGGGUGUGUUCAAAUAGGCAGCUCGCCAGAAGUCUGCCGCUCAUCUUCAUCCUUUUCCCAUUUUCCCCCUUUCCGAAUAGAUGAAAGUUUCAGCUGGAUUCUAAGCAUGUGUGUGGCAUUUCUAUCUGAUUGACCUCCUCUAAAUCCCGUCUUAUCUCUGCUUGUAAAUUACUAGCAUCCCUGUUCCUGUUUUCCAGGCCCUGGAGCACACAAGCACGAGUCUGCCCUGCAGGGAAACACAGCCACUGUGAGGGCUCUGGUCCUCUGCGCCUCACUCAGAGAUAAUGUUUUGAGAACUCGGCUUUGCUAGAAAGUAGUUCUGCACUGGAAUACAACCAGGUGACUGGCUCCUCACGCAGAGGGGGUGAGGACAGGUAUAAACAACAGAAUGUUCAUUCACAGUCCUUCCUGUGUCCUCUCACGGUGACCUAGGAUAUCAGUGAGUGCAAAUGAUGUAUUUGGAAAUCUAUGGUCCAUAAAAUACUUUUGCAAUGGCUUGUAGGAAAUGAGUUUGCUUAACAAGAUGCCUCAGAAUGUUGUUUGUUUGAAGCAGAUGCAUGAGUAUGGGGUAUUAUCGCAAGUACCCCAGACCCAAGGAAACCAGAGGGCAAAGUAGCCAGCGGGAGAGCUCCCUCCUGCCUGGCUGUGGGGAUGUUCUGUACCAAGGGAGUUAGAGAUGAUGUAGAAGUACUAUGGGCUCCCACACUUCUUGGCUUUGCAUCUAAGAGGAGUAGCAGAAAAGCUCUUUGUGACAUGUCCUAAAGGAACCUCUUCCAGAAAGGACCUUAUUCUCUGAGAUUCAAGGGAGAUGUUUACCUGUACUGACAGACAGGCGAGGCUAUUGUGGGAAACUUUAAAAAAAAAAAAAAUGGGAUCCCUUGUUUUUCUGAACUCACCAGCAAUCGGUGCUCAGAACUUUAACCACAAGGGACCCAAAAGCAAAACAAGGGGAGUGGAGGUUUUUCUAGGAAUUCCCUGUGCUCCUUGUGGUGUGGCAAAGGUGACCAAGGUUCCUGGUUCACCAUUAGACAGCGUGUAGGUGGCACGGUAUAGAACCGCCUGGGCCAAGCGAGUGUUGCCCGCAGUCAGCUGACUCCGAUAAGGAAACCCCUCACAGGCAACUCCUAGUCGUGCGUGCCUUCCCCCCACUCCUACCCCCCUUCCACUGGGUGCAGAACAAGGAAGAUCAAAUGCAGUGCGCGCUCUGCACACUGGAAAUCGGGAACUUGAUCACUGUGGGCUGAUGAUGUGUUUUGAAAAAAGAGUGGAGGAGAGGUGUUCUUUCCCUGAACGUUCCCAUCCACUGUUGAGUAAACACCAUAAAUCUAUGGUGGGAGACAGGCUGCCUGCACUCUGAUUACCUCCUGCUACAAUUUUAGCUUCAAGUUUUAAUUCCCUGAACAUGAACAACAUUGUAUUCCAGCACAGGUCUGAUUAAUGAGGCAAGUUUGCCAACGUAGGGGUCAAAGGGCAGCUUCCCACCCUCUUCCCUUCUUUCCCUGCUGCGUCUCAGUAACCAUUUAGGCAAUCCCCACCCCCUAAAUAUACAAGGCAACUGACUGCAGUAAAAACUAUAGCUAAGGGAGAUAAACUCCUUUGUGUCUAGGCAGAGUUCACUGCUGACAGAGAGCAGGACUGCUCCGGUUUGCCCUGGGGAAUCUAAAAUGUCUCAUUGUUAGCUCCAGCAGGAGUCAUGCACACCUUGCCUGGGGGAGGGGGAGGUCAUCUCUGAAAGUCUGUGGGAUACAGACAGGGCCAUCUGCUUCCCAGGUUACCGUUAUCGGUUUAUGCACAGAGCACCAGUGUCCUGUUUGCAGGCCAAGUGACUAUUGCUGCGUAUUGGAAACUAUGACAGAAGGUCACAUUCUCAAGAUGACCCAAAUUUGCACCCAGGGAAAAAGGAGAUCAUCUUAUUAAAAUAUCUAUACCCCAAAUAUGGCACGUGGGCGAGCCGGUUGAGCAUUUAAUGCAUGCUAGGCACCCUCCCAAGAAGUGCCAUGGUGUUCCUGGGAAUAGUUUUGGGGGCCCUGGAAAGGCCCCACAUGAUGAGUUCUGCACAUCUGACAUCAUUUGCUGGCAACAGCAGCCCUGGGUGGUGAGUGCCUUCUCCUGAGAGUGAGCUGAGGGUUAUAGGAUGACAUAGUGUGCUACAUGGCUAGUCUGUUGUCAACUUGACCGCAUCUAGAAUCAGCUCAAAACCAAGCCUUGGGUAACUCUUGUGAGGGAUUUUUCUUACCAGAUUUUCUGAAGCAGGAAUACUCACCUCAGAGCUGGGCCUCUAGUGGUAGGUCACACAAAAGGAUGUGGAGGAGGAAACUUCGCUUUUGCCUGUUUCACCUCACUCCCUCUGGCAAUGCCAUCUACCCUGCUGCUGUGACACUUCACCAGUUUUAGAACUGGCUUCUUUGGGAUUCCAAUAUUGACUGAAGCCAGGGUCUUUCCAGGACUCUACCUUGGGACUGUUAAACAUUUAGCCUUGUAGUGUGAAAAGGCUAUUGCUGGAUUACCUGGACCACAUCCUGUUAGCAGUCUAAUACGUCCUACAUAUAUUCUUUAUUUUGAAGAACCCUGAUUAAUACAAUUGCUCAUGGAUCCAGUUUGAUACUGAGCUCCACUCUGGCUUCAACUUCAUUCUCAGUAAUCAAUAGACUCAGACUGGUAAUCACCUCCACUGCCCACCACCAAUUCUCACACACGUCUACACACCCGCACCCUGAUCCACACUCGCGUCCACACUCGCUCCAGCAUUAGAUUCACCCUCGGUUAGAAGCUGGACUGCUCCAAACUGUAGAGAUUUAGAAUAUAAGCUCCAGGGGUUGGGGAUUUGGCUCAGUGGUAGAGCGCUUGCCUAGGAAGCACAAGGUCCUGGGUUCGGUCCCCAGCCCCGGGGAAAAAAAAACACACACACACAAAACAAAAAAACAAACAAACAAAAAAACAAUAGAAUAUAAGCUCCCCAAUGCUGCUUACAGAAUCAAACUUCUGUGUUACAACUUCUCUGAUGCCCCAGGGUAGCAUUGCAACAGCCCGAGGUGAGGCACAGAGGAGAGCCUUUGUGUUCUAAUAAAAUGUUAUUAGAAAAAAAAACAAAAACCCCGGGCAGCCUAGGAAUUUGGAGCAACGGGCAGUAGUUUGAGACCCCAUAAUUUUCAACUCAAGACUCCACUAAAAGGAAUAUCAGUGCCUGUCCAACCUACCAGAAGUGAAAUUGGGGGCAGGGUCCUUACAGUUUGGCAGUAGGAGGACAGGGACAGUGUUGCCGCUUCCAGCCGGGUAGCCCAGGCUUAACAGUCUCAGAGCAGGGAGAGCCCAAUCAACAUUUUCUAAAUAAAAGUUCCCUGGCCUAGCAAGCUUAAGAAACAGACAUCAGACAGCUAAGCUCAUCCCCUUUGCUGCUGCUGGUGUGUGUGUGUGUGUGUGUGUGUGUGUGUGUGUGUGUGUGUGUGUGUGUAGCUGGUAGCCAUCUACAUGAAUCUAGAGAAAGCCAUCUACAUCUCCCCAGAGUGACUGCCGUGGAAGGCCUAAACAUGUUGGCAAAAGGUUCUUUGGAAGCAUUGCUAUGAACCCCAGGCUCAUACUAUGCUACCUUCCUUGUCCUAGUUCUGGGAAGGGUACCCAUUUGAGUGGCCACACAGAAGCCUGCUCUUUCCUCAGUGUACAACUGUGGGCUCAUCUGGGAAUCUGGUGGCCCUGCCUCGGUGCACAGUAGGUCCCUGUGCUGUCUACCUACAGAUCACAGUGAUGUGAGAAUCUGGUUCCAGUGCUUAUGUCCCAGCCCUAUUUCUUGGUCCCGCCUCUACUUGGCCCAGGCAGCAAAGGCAUCCUCAGUGAGCAGACCCCAUAACAGGCAUGCACAGGACAGUUCACAGUGCAGCCCUGACUUGCUCUACCACCGAGACAAUUCAUGUAACCUCUCUGAGCCUGUUUCCCCUUUGGUAAAUGGAGGACAAGAUUAGGCCUUGGUCAGUGGAGAUGUGAGGAAGAAGAGAAGUAGAGGCUGGAGAAGGCUAGCCCCAGGGAAGAGGCCUCCAGGCUGAGUUGCCAGGAAAGGCUUCUGCCAUCUGUCCAUGCCCCAGAGCCAAUGCCAGCUCAGAGGGGAGCCUGGCCAGCUAUUUAAAAGGGACCUUGACUCACUUUGUGGUUAAGUGACCUGGCCUUUUGUUUCAGAUUCUGGUGCCUCCACUUCAUUCCUAUCCGGCCUGCCCUUCAUGCCAGGUGUGGCUCUUGGCUUUCCUGUGUCACAAGCAGCUUUAAAAAAAAGUUCUGAACUCCUCAUUACUUAGGGACGGGGAAACCGAGGUACUCGAUUUAAACAAUGCUGUAAUGCAUGAAGGAAAGUCCUGGGGCUGGGAUUAGAACCUGGCAGGUGGGCGCCUGAGUUGUCCCUCUUAACCACAAGUAUCUAGGACACAGCACAGGUUAGGCCUUGGCUGGUCAGGGAGGUGCUCUCAGUGUGGAGACAACUGAGGCAAGGUCCGGCUCUCUCUGGAACAUGCCUGUGCCUUCAAUGCCAGCUGCCCUGAGCAUGGCACAGUGAAGUCACCGGCUCCACUGAACCCUGAGCUUCCCAGAGCCUGGGGACAUUCAAAGACGGAGGCAGUGAGAACCUGGAGUUGUACUGUGCAGAGGGCUGCAAGGAGGAGGGUGUCACCAACAGUGACUAGAGAUGAACGUGACCCGUGUUGUCAUCUCUGUGUCCUUGGAGCAGGAAGGAUGAGUCAGGUAGAAAGGCAAGUGGUCGUCCAAUCUCUGAAAUGGGGCUCCUGGCUCCUGGCUCCUGGCUCCUGGCUCCUGGCUCCUGGCUCCUGGCUCCUGGCUCCUGGCUCCUGGCUCCUGGCUCCUGGCUCCUGGCUCCUGGUUGGAGCUCCAUUUGCCUUUAUUCCAGGCCUGGGAGCAAGGACUCUGGGAGCAGAGCUGAGCCCCACUGGGAAGUGAAGCCUGGCUCAGUUCCUCAUCUGAGGCACACCCAAAUUCCCAAGGCAGUUAAAAGCCUCAAGUUGCUCAACUGUGUCAGGGAAAGCCUGGGCCACCGCUUUCCAAAUAGUGGCUGAGUCUAAACUUUGGUGACCAGAGUCUGGCCUGUCUGGCCUUGGAGGCGGUGAGAAACACACUCUCCGUGUCCCAUAGUCCACACAGGGAUGAAAGAGCUGUGAUUCUGAUGGCUAAGGGACAGCUGUUACCCAUUUGUCAUUGUCAAGCUCUGAUGCCUUUGGGGGACUAAACUCGAAGGACAAUUUUGACUGUUGUAACCAAGUGAGCUCAAGGAAGUUGAGGACACCCUCCCCCUCCCCCCUUCCCCCCACCCCUGCUUUAUUCUGGGGCUUUUUUCUUGCUCAGAAGACAUUUUGGUAAACAAGAGCUGAGCUGUGACCAAAUGUACCUUCCCUCCCCCUCUCCCACAUCACACUCUGUCACCAAGGCUGGAAAGAAAUGAACAGCAAGAAAUACUUCGUGUCUGUCUGGUGUCUUUUGAGACACAUCUGCUUGGGACACCUAUGAUCCAAGGCCCAGGGGCCAGUUCUACUUCUACCACCACCCAUCUCUCAUGUGUGCGUGCACACACACACACACACACCACACAUAUACACCACACACACACACACACACACCACACACACACCACACAUAUACACCACACACACACACCACACACACACACACCACACACACACAAACCACACACACACCACAGAUAUACACCCACACACACACACCACACACACACCACACAUAUACACCACACACACACACACACACAUACCACAUGCACACACACACACCACAUACACAUAUACACCACACACACACACCACACACACACCACACACACACAAACCACACACACACCACACAUAUACACCACACACACACACACCACAUACACACACACACCACACACACCACACACACAUAUACACCACACACACACACACCACACAUAUACACCCACACACACACACCACACAUAUACACCACACACACACACACCACAUACACACACACACCACACACACCACACACACAUAUACACCACACACACACACACCACACAUAUACACCCACACACACACACCACACAUAUACACCACAUACACACACCACAUACACACACACACACCACACACACCACACACACAUAUACACCACACACACACACCACACACACACCACACAUAUAGACCACACACACACACACACCACACACACCACACAUAUACACCACACACACAUACCACAACACACCACACAUAUACACCACACACACACACACCACACACACACCACACAUAUACACCACACACACACCACAACACACCACACAUAUACACCACACACACACACACCACACACAUACACCACAUCACACACACCACACACCACACACCACACACCACACACACAAACACACACCACACAUAUACACCACACACACACACACCACACGCCACACACCACACACACACACACCACACCACACAGACACACACCACACACCACACACCACACACCACACACCACACACACACACACCACACACCACACACCACACACACACACCACACACCACACACACACACACCACACCACACAGACACACACCACACACCACACACCACACACCACACACACACACCACACACCACACACACACACACACACCACACACCACACACCACACACACACACCACACCACACAGACACACACCACACACACACCACACACCACACACACACACACACCACACACCACACACCACACACACACCACACCACACAGACACACACCACACACCACACACCACACACCACACACACACACCACACACCACACACACACACCACACCACACAGACACACACCACACACCACACACCACACACCACACACACACACCACACACCACACACACACACACACCACACACCACACACCACACACACACACCACACCACACAGACACACACCACACACCACACACACACACACACACCACACACCACACACCACACAUAAACACCACACACACACACACACACACCACACAUAUACACCACAUCACACACACACACA
Messenger RNA from Rattus norvegicus (Norway rat), 17846 nucleotides. NCBI's taxonomy places the organism in Eukaryota, Metazoa, Chordata, Mammalia, Rodentia, Muridae. The record is from RefSeq and is a predicted model, not a curated record.